Molecule: messenger RNA, 3625 nt
Organism: Vigna angularis (adzuki bean)
Lineage: Eukaryota; Viridiplantae; Streptophyta; Magnoliopsida; Fabales; Fabaceae
Exons: 3
Coding region: 181-1353 (390 amino acids)
Source: RefSeq, a predicted model, not a curated record
ACUGCGCCUAUAAGUCGCACAAUUAUGCCAUUUUUGACAAUAAAUUCUGAAACCCUAACUUGUUCUUUUUUCCAUAAUCAAAGAUACUCACAGGCGCAGCGAUUAGUUCAGAUAUUGUAAGCGAUCUCACAUCGUGAAUCGUUGAUACAGCUUCGUGUCUGAGUUGAAGUAGUCAUCACCAUGACAUUGAGAAAGGGAAGCAAAGUGGAGAUACCUGGUACUACUGAUGGACCUAGUGUGGAAUGGCGAUGUGCGCGAAUAAUUUCUGGUAAUGGGCACACCUACAGGGUUCAGUAUAACCGUUCUAGUACAACAAGUGAGUCUAGCAUAGUAAGAGUUUCAAGGAAUGCCAUCAGACCAUCCCCCCCUCCAGUUAAAGGUAUUGGGAAUUGGGCAGCAAAUGAUCACGUGGAGGUUUACAAUUUUGGUUCUUGGAGAGCAGCCACUGUUUUGAAAUUCAUUGAUGGAGAUUUCUUCUUGGUAAGGCUAUGGGUAUCUUGCAAAGAGUUAACGGUACUCAAGGUAAACAUGAGGGCACGCCAGACUUUUCAAAAUGGUCAAUGGGUUCUUAUGUCAAAGGGAUCUGGCAAGUCACCAGUUGGGAAGUCUAACUUGAUUUCUAACAGCUCUAAGGAUCAGCCUGAAAAUAAGUGCCGAAAUAUUUUUUCUCAAGGAUUAGAUGCCAGUGAUCACCAGGAACGCGUGGUCUCAUCUUUAACGUUGAAAAGAAUGUCCCCUUUUGUCUCCUCUUAUCCCAGAAAAUUAAGGACUAUGUCGAAUAUGGGUGAGUGUGAAAGAUUCAAAGCUGUAACUACAGCCCCCUUGCUGCAAAAGGUACAUGCUGUUGUUUACCCACAAAAUAAUAUGGGUGAAAAAUGCAUGCAUACUUCCUUUACUAAUGGUACCAACAAAUAUUAUGAAACAGGAAAGGAGAAUUCUUGUAAUGUUUCAACACACUUUCUUGAACGAAUUGAAGAACCUGAUUAUUCUUGUAGUGAUCUGAGUUCUGUUGGCAGUUGUAGUGUGAUUAGUAGUAACUCAAAUAAAAUUUCCAGUGAUACCUUAGCAGGUCCUUGCCAAGAUGAAGAUACCCUUUGCAGUGAUGCAGAAUCUCUAGAUGUUGGAGAUGUGGAUAAAGGAUGCUCCACUUCUACCAGUGAGGUUGCAGCAGAAACAAUUCAUAGGUUUGAGUUGAAUGCAUACCACAGUACCCUAGAAGUUUUGUAUGCCUCUGGUCCUUUAAGUUGGGAAAAAGAAGAAAUAUUGACUAACCUUCGUAUUUUACUCAAUAUUUCAAAUGAUGAACAUUUGAUGGAGAUAAAGAACUUAGGUUCAUGUGGUCAGAAUUUUUAAAUGUUUACAUUUUAAUCCCUCAUUUGUACAGCCUUAUUAGGUUCUGAAGAAGAGUACAUAUUUUUGAAUAAAUAUUUUUUCUUCAAAUUUCUAUAUUGGGGAAAUUAUGUUGCUAUACUCUUUAUGUAUUUGCUAUUCUCUUAAUCUCUCUCUUUGACAUUUGAUUUUGUAAUUUUUCCUUUUCAAUUGGUACGAGUUCGUAGCUUCUACACGUGCUAUGAUUUGCUGAUAUGAGAUAUUCAUCUGAUUGUCUCUGACUACUUGUAUAUCAUGUAAUUUCCAAGUAAUGAUUAACGACUUCAUGAAUUUGCAUUUACAGCUUGAUUAUAGUUCUGAAUUUAAUCUGAAGUAUUGCUUAAUUUGAAUAAAAUAUAUUAGCGAUCUAUUUUAUGGCAUCAUCUUUCUGCCAUUUGACUAUUAUUGAUGAAUCAACUACAAUUUUCCAGGGCCAGUGUAGGAGGCUUGCAUGCCUUGCUUCCAAUGGCUAAAUAUGAUACUAGGUUUGCUUCUCCUCUCUCUGCAAAUUAAUUGGUCUCAUCUACCAAUAAUUUUCUUACUGAGAUUUGAAAAUUCUGACCACUGUAUAUCACUCAUGUGAUUCAAGAACAUGAUCUCGCUUUUAAAUUGCAGAUGUAAUCCUCAUAUGGCAGGUCUUAUUGUGCAAUUAUUCAGAUAAUAAUAAUUUAAUUCAUUUAUUUGCAUACGGUGUGAAGUAUCUUCACUGUUACUUGAAUACUUUAUCCUGUAAGGAAAAAGAAAUGAUGCUAGGAUGUUCAGAAUCUGUUACAUAUCAGGUAUCUAAUUGCCCUGGAUUUCUGUCCCGUGGCCUCUCCAUUAUGCAUAAGCAGAUGUGUGGUGUGUUCACAUGGAAGCAAAUUGCAGCUGCAAUAGUGCUUUGCAGUCACUACUUCAAACGGGUAAAAAUCUCACAUCUCGGUAUUUGCAUUAUUGACCUAAUUAUUUUAGGGUCGUUUGCUCAAAUAUCAUGUAAAAAUAUUCUCUCCAUUCCCUAAUUUCAUCUCACCACUGUCUGACAGCUGUAUCUCCUUAUUCUUCCGCGUGUAUUGUACAAUUUGCAUUUCCCAAUCCUCUAUUUUUACUAGUCUAUUGCCCACCUUUGUCCUCUAAGAAAGGACACCUUGGUUCGCUUCUGUUUUUCCUUUUGCUUCUUCAUUUUGUGCAGCACUUUUUUGAGUAGUUAAAUUAUGCCUUAAAUAUGCGGCAAAUGUGCAUCUUGUAGACUGUGACUAAUUUUGUAGGCUUUGAUCCUAAAGGAUUAAAUUACUUGUUUGAAUGUACAUAAUUGUUUUGGUCAGCCCAUUAUAUACCGUCUUAUUGUACCUUUUUUAAACUGGUCACUUAGUGCGCAUAUUUUUCUAAACUUUCUUAGAUUUGGAUCUUAUAAUUUCCUCGAGCUUAUAAAAAAUUUAAUUUUGUUCUCUUCACAUUGAUGAAAAUGGCAUAUAAUGGCAACAGGUUAGCAAUGUUUUUAACAGGUCUUGGGAAAAAUACUCCAUGCAGUAGUUUUUUUAAUGGAAAUUUGACUGUAUCUAAGAAUUUGUAAAGUAACAUAGGAAUACGCAUGCACCCGUCAUACUCAAAUCAAUUAGCUCAUUUCCUCUUUUCUUUCUAUAGUGGUUUCUGAGCAUGUAUCCAUUGAUUGCUUUGACAUGGAGCAGCAUUUUCUAUGUAUAUUCUCAUUGAGGUUAAAUUUGUUUUUUUUUUGCCUCAUUGUUUUUGUCUCCAAUAAAUUAUAUUGUUUGUUGGGUUUACGUACUAAUCGCUAAUGAGAUCCGUUGGUGACAUUCUGUUAACUUUUGCAACGUGAUCAUUCUGAUUCUCAACUGUCUAUUUUGAACUGUUAUAUAUAGGAAUAGAAAAAAAAAUAUAUCGGCUAUUCAUAGACAUAAUUCCCUGUAUUUUAAUCCUUUGCACUUUUUUCUAAAACUCAUUUAGGUCAUUCUAGUUGUGUAGUUUUUACGUGGACAAUUUGAAUCCCAUUUGAUGAGCUGAUCAAUGUUUUGGCUUUUGCAAAUCAAGAAGGCUUGUGGAAGCGAAGCACCUGGGAAGAUGUUGUAUUAAGCAAAUCUUAUGCAUAUUUGGGAUUGCCUCUUUAUCUGCGUGUAUGUCUGACUUCGAUUUCGGUAUAUGAAUUUGUCUGAUCAUCUUAAAUCAGUAUUUAUUUGAUGCCAUUAUGUGCUGUUAAGUUAAUCUGUUAAAAUUUUGUAUGAUUGCAGCCCGUGCUGUGUAAAUCAAUAUAGGUUUCAUUCCA